AUGUCGGUAAAGGAGGAAUCCGUUACGUCGUCCAGGGCACGUUCGUCGUCGCUGUCGAGUUGCAGCUCCGAGUCACGAGUCUCGCGGACAGCAUAUCGAUCCCAGUCUUGCGGCACCGCGAAAACGCGGUCUCGGUCGAGAUCGGUUCGCAGCACCCCGCACGGCGAUCGAGUCCUGUAUUCGGGGAGACAUCUCGACGACCAGUCCGUCUACCAUAGCGAUGACGACGCCAAGGGUGACGACGAUGUAGAUUCGGACUUGUCUGGUGAUGGACCUGUGCUGGAGGUCCGAGGCGGCAUUGUCAAUGAGCGAGAUGUCGAUUUGGAAGCGAACCAGCAACCCACGUCGGAACUGGAAAAGUCCAAGACAGGACGGUCAGAUCGAUCUCGCCAGGAUCGCACUCUAGUAACCUGGAAUGGACCGGACGACCCGGAGAAUCCCAAAAACUGGUCAACGAAGAAGAAAUGGGCGGCAGUCCUCACCAUCUCCUCGUUCACAUUCAUCUCCCCCGUCACCUCGUCGAUGGUUGCCCCUGCUCUGCAGGCGAUUCGAGAGGACUUUCAUAUCAACGAUGAGGUCGUCUCUCAGCUUACGCUGUCGAUCUUCGUCUUGGCAUAUGCCGUCGGUCCGCUGUUCCUGGGACCUCUGUCCGAGAUCUACGGCAGGGUCAUUGUUCUCCAGCUUGCCAACCUGUUUUAUCUCGUGUUCAACAUCGCAUGUGGCGUCGCCCAGACCAAGGUGCAGAUGAUUGUCUUCCGUUUCCUCGCCGGUCUCGGCGGAAGCGCUCCACUAGCCGUCGGCGGAGGGGUCCUCUCAGACUGCUUCAGAGCCGAAGAGCGCGGCAAAAGCAUCGCAAUCUACAGUCUAGCCCCGCUCCUUGGCCCAGCAGUCGGCCCUAUCUGCGGCGGCUUCAUCGCCGAAUACACGACCUGGCGCUGGGUGUUCUACUCGACGAGCAUCGUCGACGGCGCCAUCCAAAUCGCCGGCCUCUUCUUCCUGCGCGAGACCUACGGCCCCAAGAUCCUCCGCGCGCGGGCUAAGAAAAUACGCAAAGAAACCGGUGACGCCUCCUUUCAGACCGAAGCCGAGCGCCAGAACAAAACCCUGCUCCAAGUCCUCCGCACCGCGCUCAUCCGCCCUUUCCGUCUACUCACCACCCAGCCCAUCGUGCAAGCCCUCGCCCUCUACAUGGCCUUCAUCUACGGCACCAUGUAUCUGGUGCUGUCGACCUUCCCCACCCUCUGGACCAGCCCGCAAUACUACAACGAAUCCACCGGCAUCGGCGGGCUGAACUACAUCUCGCUGGGGCUGGGCUUCUGGCUCGGCUCGCAGAUCUGCGCCCCGCUCAACGACCGCAUCUAUCGCCGGCUCAAGGCGCGCAACAACGGCACGGGACGCCCGGAAUUCCGCGUGCCCCUGCUGUAUGUCGCAGCUUUCAUCACCCCGGCCGGACUCUUCAUCUACGGCUGGACGGCGCAGAAACAUUGCCACUGGAUCGCGCCGAAUAUCGGCGCCCUGCUCUUCGGCAUGGGCAACAUCGUCACGUACCAGUGCAUCCAGACGUACUUGGUAGAUGCGUACACGCGGUUCGCGGCGAGCGCGCUGGCGGCGGCGGCGUUUUUGCGCUCGCUGGCGGGCUUCGGCUUCCCGCUGUUUGCGCCGUACAUGUAUGCGGCGCUGGAUUACGGGUGGGGGAAUAGUCUGUUGGCGUUUAUUUCGAUUGCGCUGGGGGUGCCGGCGCCGGUGUUUUUGUGGAAGUUUGGGGGGAAACUACGGAAGAUGAGUCCGUAUGCUGCUGGUUAG
Messenger RNA from Aspergillus terreus NIH2624, 1803 nucleotides. RefSeq names its product MFS transporter. Gene Ontology annotation, molecular function: transmembrane transporter activity. Gene Ontology annotation, biological process: transmembrane transport. The record is from RefSeq and is a predicted model, not a curated record. Lineage: Eukaryota; Fungi; Ascomycota; Eurotiomycetes; Eurotiales; Aspergillaceae. The transcript is spliced from 3 exons. Bases 1 to 1803 code for a protein of 600 amino acids.